Messenger RNA from Ostrinia nubilalis (European corn borer), 1707 nucleotides. RefSeq lists its product as uncharacterized. The transcript is spliced from 4 exons. The coding region runs from base 66 to 1013 and encodes 315 amino acids. Lineage: Eukaryota; Metazoa; Arthropoda; Insecta; Lepidoptera; Crambidae. The record is from RefSeq and is a predicted model, not a curated record.
AUAUCAUUUCAAUAGGGCCAUUCAUUAGCUAAAAAAAAUAACUAAGGACUUGGCUGUGUAGCAUCAUGCCUUUGCCUUUUCCUGAUAAAGGAAAUAAUCGAACAAAAAAAGCUGUCAGUGUCAAAAAGUCAAAACAAACAAGUUGUUUUUUGAGACGCAGACCAAAUUUUAUUGUAAAGAUGGCAGCGGCAACAUUGGUGUCAAAGAAAGCUGUUAAAAAGGGAAAAAUUAAGAAGACACUUAAAAAUGUGUUGUGCCGUCCUGACCCCGUAUUUUGGCCACUCAUAUCCGAUGAACAGAAAAAAAUUCUAGAGGUAAUUAUGAACAAUCAUAAAAUAGAUAUACCAAAAUGGAAUAAACCACUCUGGAAAGACAUAAAAGUGAUUCCGAAGGACGAAAGACCAAAGCCACCUAAAACACAAAAGCCAGACGGGCUCCUAUUUGGAAUAUCUGAAUGUACCAAUGCCAUUCACAACCACAAUUGUGCAGCCAUCUUGGUAGACUCUGCAGUCAACCCUCGUACCAUAGUUCAGCCUGUAAUAGAAACUUGUACGAAUGCUAACAUACCAGUCAUCUGCAUCAAUGAUUUGAAGGCCUUAUGUACCUGCAAUUUUGGUAUACCAACUAGUUGUUUAGGAAUCAAAAACAACUGUCUGCCUGAUCUCAACAAAAAAGUAUUAGAAAUUGCAAUUUCUUUCAAAUUACCUGAACAAAUUAAAAGUAAUGAACCAGUGGAAUCUAUGGAUACUAGCAAUGCCCAAGAGAAAAAAACAGCUGACACACCAACACAAUGUCCAUACUUGUAUAGAAAUAAUAAGAAAACAAGAGUGUUUAUACCAUCAGAAGGAAUUGUUACCAAAAAUGUUAAAGAUUUCAGUGGUCAAGACUUUAUUGAAUUUGCAGCAAAGAUGGAAACACAAAAUAAGGACCGGAAGUCAUAUAUGAACAUGGUUUUGAAGAAAUUGACAAACAAUCCUAACAGGGUUCAAGUGAAACAAAAAGAUGUUAAAUGAGAGACGCUUUAUUGUAUAAUGUAACAUUACUAUAAUGUCAAAAAAAGACAUGUAUUUUUUAUGUUAAGCAUUCCUAAAGGAAUGUAAGUUUGCCAGUACACAAAAAUAACUAGGGUCUUGAAUAUAAUUUUUCAUAAGUGUGCCCCUGCAUUUCUGUAUACUGUAACCAAACUUUACCAAUUUUACCCAUUCUACAAUCUACAAUACAAUACAUGAUGUAUUGGUAAAAUUUGAUUUACAUAUUAAUUAAUUAAGCUAAACAAUAAAUCAUGAUAUACUCCAUAAAGCACUAACAAGACAUUUUAUGGAGUAUAACCUGGGAGUAGAUAUAUUUAUCUUACAUUUCAAUCGAUGCAUUGCAUUUAUAGUUUUUAUACAGUUCAAUUUAAUAAAAAUCAAACAAUAAGUUGUGUUCAAUGUUACACCUAUAUGAUAAUGACUAUUAGUCCAUGAUAUCUGGCCUUUUUACACCUAAAACAUACUAAACAGGUAUGACCAAGUCUCCUAACAAUUUGAACAUGGUGUCAAAGUAUGAACAUUAUAGACUGUGUAGACUUACUUCUAAUUGUGGCCAUAACCAUAAAGUGCACUUUAGAUGUUAAAUAUACUUCCAGAAAGAAGUACAAGGUAUUUACAUGAAAAUGUUAAGAGUUAAAUUUUAUAUAAGAAGAGUACAUACAAAUGAAAAAGUAAA